Saccharomycopsis crataegensis is the source of this 3222-nucleotide messenger RNA. RefSeq lists its product as uncharacterized. Lineage: Eukaryota; Fungi; Ascomycota; Saccharomycetes; Ascoideales; Saccharomycopsidaceae. The record is from RefSeq and is a predicted model, not a curated record. The transcript has a single exon. The coding region runs from base 1 to 3222 and encodes 1073 amino acids.
AUGAGUGUAUCACCAACAAAUUCUACAGAAUUAAUGUUAUCCAAUAAUGUUACAAGGUUCAGAAAUGAUAAUCGCCUACUGAUGGAAUUGUCUUUUCGUCAAAAUACCAACAAUACUGAAAUAUGGAUGCCCCCAGCUAUAGUAUUUGAUCCAGAUCAAUUGACGGAGUAUAUUUCGCAAAAUUCACGAGCAGUGGAUAUUGCGGAUGACGAAUAUGGUAAUAUUACUGUAUGUGAUGACUUAGAAGAGUUUCAAGAAGAAGUCGAGGAUGAAGAUGAUCCGGAAUACCAAGCAAAACUAUAUCAUCGGUUAUCAAUUAGAGGUAGUAUUAGACGACAAACCAAAGAUCAUCGUUUAUUUCAAACAAUACUUUCGAAUAAUAAACUUAUGGGCUCUGAUAACUUCACUAGCACCGAAAAUAAUGGAAAUAAUAAGGAUAAUAAUGAUAAUAAUGAUAAUAUCGCGACCGUUGGAGGCGCUAGGGUAUUAGGCCAAGAAGUAUUUUUAGAAUGUCACGAACUUUGGUCGCUUUCAAAAGUCUUCCAAUGGGUGUCGAAACUACCCGAAAAGUUGCAACUUACCUUAUUGGAUGAAUACAUGAUAAGAGACUGUUUGAAAGGACUCAUCAAGUUUCAUUAUGGCUAUAUGGAUGAAGAUGUGAUAUUUGAUAUCGUGACAUUGAUAAUUGAUGAAUUUAAGCAGAACGAUUGCUUUAUGGAGGCCUUCGAUGAUCAGUACUAUAUAGACAAUGAGGCCAGCAUCUCGGGGGUAAUACCUCAAUUAUCGACCUGUUAUUCUACACACUAUAACCAUUUGCAAGUCAAAGUACCAUAUAGUUGUUAUGAUGUGUUUUGCCAAUUUUGUGAGAGACAUGCCCACGAGAAUGAUAUAAAAGAGCGGAAUCCUUAUCCAGUGAAAUGCAGUUGGCAUAACUAUUGGAAUAUAAACCCACAAGAAGCUUCGUCCUUGAAGGACAAAGAUCUAUGUCAAUUUAUGAUCUUUGAAAUAAUAACUACCGCGAAUCGAAAUUACUUCAAUGCCAAAGCGUUUAUUGAAUUAGUAGGUGGGAAGUUCAAGGCAGAAAAAGAUGAUUUAGCAUCCCCAAUGAGUAAAAAUGAAUUUUUUGAACUGGCAUUUGGAGGAUUGCAAAAGAUUGUCGAGAUUAAACAAAAAUAUCUUAUAGAGCCUCUUCGGAAAGUGUUGAGUAAUCAGGGGAGAUAUAUUACCAAGGAUUUUUGGAAAAUACUUUUACAGUGGCUACAACACUCUGAGGAGCUCUACAUGAGAGAUUGGAAACACAAGUGUCGAUUAGCAAUUUUUCUAGAUUUUGCAAAAGAUCGAUCUCUGCAAGCUCUAUCUGGCGCGGAUACUUCUGCAAUUUCAAAAUCCAGAAUCUAUAAAUGGGUAGGUAAACAAAAGAGCGAAUAUCUGGGGAAGUUUUCGAUGUAUUUUGAUUGCUUAUUAUUCGAUUUGGUGGAAUUGAAAAACAUCUUUGACAGAUUGACAAUUUUUUUGGAUAGACACAAUACCCCACAAUCAGAAGCACUAAUGGGAAUGCGUGUAGUUUCUGAUACCAUCAAACGUCUACUUCUUCAAUUAGACCAGUAUAAAGCAACCAUUGACACUGAGGAAUAUAUUGAAAAACUUGAUUUUAGAACCCACAACAUUAUUCCGUGCAGGUUGGACAAAUCGAUGGUAUUUGAAUCACAAAUCAGAAGCCAUACCAUUGAAAACACAAACCUUUUCAUUCUUUUGUUUAAUUCCACAGUGUUGUUUUGUAUCCGUGACUUGAAAAAGAAUAAAUACACUGUUAUUGCUAACCCUAUUCCAUCAUACUAUAUUUAUGCAAAGGAGGAUUCACAAAUUGCCAACUAUGGGUUCAGAGGCCGCAAAACUAGUGGUUCCACAAUCAAGGUGAAAAGUGUGGGCGAUAGUACAAGGUUUUUCUUCCAUGAUUAUCAGGGAUCAGUUAUAAAUGCUAUCAAUGAACAUCGUGAAAAGUUCUCCAAGCUGUUGUUUGACCAUAAGGUCUUCAAGCUAAAGCAGAUUUUUAUUAAUGAAAAUUUUGAUCAUCAAAAUAUGGGGAAAAACGAUGAUCAAAUUUAUGGUAGUGAUGUGUUGCAAUUUUUUCCGAAGAGAAGAUCUCACACAAAAGAAAAUCCUUUGUUGAUCGAUACGAUUAUUUGUUCUUUAACUAUAACUUUCCAAGGCAGGCGGUAUUAUGUCGUGGGAAAGAAAAGUGGUGUUAGCAUGUGUAAAAUGGGUACUAAGAAAUGGGUAAAAGUUUUGAAUGUUAGCGGAUUAGUCUAUAUUGGAGUCAUGAUAUUAUCAGAGACUUUGCUUGUUCUUUCCAAAAAGGAGUUAGUUUGUGUAAAACUUUCUGAUCUCUGUGAAGUUAUGGAACACAAACCACGAUUUCUGCUUAACGGAGUCCCUGCAGUUAAAGUUUUGAAUAAAUGGUAUGGAGAUAUCGUUGGGAUAUCAAUUUUGCAUACUAAACAUACUACUGCUAGUACUCCCAAUGAAUCUUUAGCCUGUUUCAUUUGUACUAGCUCUUGUGUCAGGCUCCAACUUUACCAGGUUUCUAAUGACAGAUCGGUAACAGUUUUACCAAAAAAGAAUUAUAAAAUUAAAGGAGUUUUGAUGAAUAGCUACGUGAAUUGCAGCUCAUUGGAGAAUAAUGUCUUCUUUCCAGUUGCUGAGAAAGGUUUCGCUACAUGUGCGGUACCAGAGGAUGAAGUAAGCACAAUUGAAAUCAAAUACUUCCCUAGCUCCGAUAACCUUUUAGCUGCUGUUGAUCGCAGGUCUUCGACAUUGGUGGACACGGGAUUACUUGAAUCUGCCAGAAAACUAAGUACUUCGCGACCUAUUGGGAUUUUCAAGCUUUCAUCUGAAGAAACCUUGGUUGCUUUCAGUCGGGUGGCACUUUUUUGUAAUUCGCGGGGGAGUUUAUCCCGAGAUAAGUUCUUGGAGUUCGGGACCUAUGGACGAGCUUCCUGGUAUCAAAACGGAUACUUGCUAGUAUUGGGGGUGAACUGUAUUGAAGUUUACUGUGUUAACGUGAACGAUAAAAAAUUGAGCCCAGGUUCUUUGGUACAGGUCAUUAAGGGCAAAGGCUUCAGACCAGUUGAUUUUGCCGCUUGCAAAAUUGUGUCCCAAGCUUUUGAUAAAGACAUUGACAGGGCUUUCUUGGAGGUUUUAUAUGUUGGAAGAGAUCUGUGA